GUUCGAGGAAGAACCCAAUUGACAUUUAUAUUAUGUAAACUAUCGAAAUCAGCAGUGAGUUAUUUAAGCUAAAUGGAUAAUUUUCAACAAUUUGCACGUUUUAACUUGAUUUCGAGAAUAUAUAAAAGGAAAUGAAGUUCAAACUUUGAACAACGGCAAAAAUGGAACUCAUAAGGUCCUGUUUUUAUUUUCUCUUAUUUGUCUACUUUGGAGCGCAAGGUUUUUCAUUUGAUGAUCACCUUAGGAUAAGGACGGUUCAGAGAAAUGAAGGUCAAGACAAUUGUCUGACGGUUGAGCGGAUGGGAGCUUGUAUGCGCGGAAAGGUUGGCGAUCCACCUUUCAACAAGACAUCCGAUGGAACAAUCGUAUUCGCCGAAAAUGUCUUUUCUCGUGCGUGCAGCUUAUUUACUGAACUAAGUAAGUGCUACAACAGCUUUGGACUCACCGACUGCGAUCCACUACUGCCCAUCUAUGUCAAGAAGUCACGUGAUGUGGCAAAUUUGGUUUGUCGUAAUGAAGACAAUUGGACUUCGCUGUUAGGAUGUAUGAAUAAGAGGACUUUUCAGACUGCAGUUAUAACCUUGGCAAACUCCGACAACGAACAAGUCAAUGCUGAAAAUAUAUGCUCGACUGCAAAUGAAAAACUAAAUGAAUUCCUGCAAUCUACACGUACAGCUUGUGGAGAGGAAGACUAUACAACGAUAAAGACGGCGCUAAGCAGAGAUGCCUUCGUCUUAGUUAGUACAUUCGGGAUCCCGCGUUACCCCGAGCAAUGUGACUUUCAAGUUGACGAGACGCCUUUGUCUGCUCUGUAAAGAUGCCGAAGCUGAUCCAUGAUGAAACUGAUUUCAUGAACGACAACCGACUGAAUUGAAUCUUAAAUAAAU
This is a messenger RNA of Magallana angulata, 887 nucleotides long. RefSeq lists its product as uncharacterized. The transcript is spliced from 5 exons. Bases 162 to 815 code for a protein of 217 amino acids. The record is from RefSeq and is a predicted model, not a curated record. Lineage: Eukaryota; Metazoa; Mollusca; Bivalvia; Ostreida; Ostreidae.